CGGCUGCGUGCCGCAGGGGCGCGCCCCGGCCCCGCGCGCGCACCCCCGGCCCUCGCGGGGCUCCGCGCCCCGCAGGCGGAGGCGCCCAGCGCGCGCCCUGCUGCCUCGCCGGAGAGGGGCGCCCCGUACGCCACCGCGGCGAUGAGCGACCGAGACGGCAUGGGCCCGCUGCGGCACCGCAUGUUCGUCUGCGGACUCCACAGGAACAUCCCGGAGGAGGAGGUCUUGGACGAGAUGAGCCGCUUUGGCAAGGUCUUGGACGUCAAGGUACGCAGCUCGGUGAAGGACACCUUCGCCUUCGUCCAGUUCGGGGACUCGCGCUCCAUCGAACGGGCGAUCGAGGAGCUCAACGACUCCCGCGGCUCGCCCCUCGGCGACACCGUGAGCGCGAACUUUGCCACCGCGGACAGCAAGAGGGGCGGCGGCUCGGACUGGGCCGACGGCCGCGGCGGCGGCGGGCGCUGGGGCGGCGGCGGGGACCGGCGCGAGGACGGCGACCGCGGCAGAGGCGGGGACUGGAGCCGCAGGGACUGGGACCGCGGCGACCGCCGCCAGGACGACUGGCCGCCGCGGCCGCCGCCGCCGGCGCGCUGGGAGCAGCGCCGCGGCCGCUCGCGGAGCUUGCCGCGGGAGUCGUGGGACAGCGGGCGCAUACGCCAGGACAGCUCCGUACCGCAGGGGCGCUACAAGAUCAGGGUGGAGAACCUUCCGGACGACAUGACCUGGAUCGAGCUGAAGGAGAUCAGCAGGGAGUUCGGGGGGAACUCCCUGACGUUCACGCGGACCUUCCGCGCCAGAGACGUCAACACUGGCAUCGUGGAGUUCUCGGACCGGCGGGACUCCGACAGGCUGAUGCGAGAACUCGACGGCCGCCGCAUGCAGGGCUCGGACGCCAGGCUAGCUGCGAGGCCCGAGGCCGGCUACGCCGACGGCCGGAGAUGA
Prorocentrum cordatum is the source of this 942-nucleotide messenger RNA. The record is from the annotation of a GenBank genome assembly. Lineage: Eukaryota; Dinophyceae; Prorocentrales; Prorocentraceae.